This is a messenger RNA of Cynara cardunculus var. scolymus (artichoke), 471 nucleotides long. Its product is annotated as zinc finger protein 7-like. The record is from RefSeq and is a predicted model, not a curated record. The coding region runs from base 1 to 471 and encodes 156 amino acids. The transcript has a single exon. NCBI's taxonomy places the organism in Eukaryota, Viridiplantae, Streptophyta, Magnoliopsida, Asterales, Asteraceae.
AUGAAUACCAGAUGGAGUAGAGAUCCAGAUGCUCCUAAAAAAGGGUGGCUGAAUCUUAGCCUGGGCCAAAAUCUAGAAGAUUCUUGUUCACGAUCAUCAAGACCAAUCUCUGUCAAGAUAUGCCACUUCUGCAAUAGGAAGUUCUACAGUCCACAAGCACUGGGGGGUCACCAAAAUGCCCACAAGAGGGAGAGAGAUGCAGCUAGAAGAUACCAUUCACUCACCAAGCCAACCAAAUUCUCAGCUAAUCGAUCACUCGGUGUGCAGGCCCACUCACUUGUACACAAGCCAAGCAGAGACAGAGAGCCGGCAGUAGCUAUGUUUGCAGAGAGCAGUGAUGAGUAUGGAGCCACUUGGGUGCAUAGCAGGGAAGGACUGAGUUUGAUGUGGCCUGGAAGUUUUUAUUUGGAUCCACAACUGGCUUCUCAGCCAUCAGAUUCACUUACACUUGACUUGAAUCUUAAGCUGUAA